AGUUGACUGUUUGCUCUGAAGCCAUAUAUACGUUUACUUGGUGUACUCAUGGUGGGCUAUUGUUGGAGGUUGAGUUGAUUGGCGACGACUUGUUGAGAAGGUAACCUUAUUUUUAUCCGGGAAAGUUAUGAGCUUUCGACCUCGUGGAUGCCGAAAACGUUCAGAUGGUUGAGAUGGUGUCCUUCGAUUUAAAACACGACUGGAAAAGGUUGAGAUAUUGUUCGAGGAAAGAUUGAAUCGACAAAAAUAAAUUCCUUUGGACAGUGCCCGUGCGGACGAUCGUAAGUUUCAUCUCGCAAUGAAGCCGGAUGCCCAGGAGACUGUUGUUAGUAUCCCCCUUCCUGACGACAUGGCCCCUAGCCUCAGAUCUGCCUUCGUAACCCGUAUCUUCAUCCUCCUCAUCUUCAUCUUCUCCGUCAGUUCGCUAUUCUACACCACCAUGCAGCUGCAUUAUCCACGCUCCAAGACAGCUACAAGAGUUACAAGAACGGGUUCGUUACAACUAGCACAGUCUUCUCUGGAUGUAGAGCAGUGGGAUAUUACAAACAGAAAAGAGGAUGUCCACAAUAUGACGCAUCAGCUACAUCAAGUCCAAUCAAGAGACAACUCAGCUGUCCAUGAAGCAGGGUCGAGGAAAAUUCCGAGGAAAAACAUGACUCUUGUCCUGCCGAGAAGUUUCCUGAAUCAGAACAGGACGAAACUAUAUCACGCAGGUGAUGAUAGUUCAAGAACUCUUGAGGAAGAUCACCUUAUCCUUGUGGAACCUCGUAGGUUGAAACUCUCAAGGGAAAAGGCGAUGAAGAGGAGAGAACUGAGGGCGUUGAAGACUCGCACAUGGGACCAGAUCCAGGCUGCACGGAAGCAGGCAGUAGAACGUAUGUGCGAUCAACGACCCGACCUUCGCAACGGCUCCUUAGAACGCAUCAUCCACGCCAACCGAACGCAAUUGUCGCAUUACCUCGUAAGCGAUCGUUUGGAGAUCAUCUUCUUGGCUGUCCCGAUGGCAGCUUCCGACUUCUGGAAGGAUGCUUUCAAGCAGCUAUCUUUCCCUGGAUCGCAAAGUGGGAGCGGAGCAGCGGAGGAAAACGGUUGGCGAGUUCUGAGCUCAUACGACGAGACAGAAAUUCGACAACGUCUUCGAGAGUACAAGAAGUUGUUAUUUGUCCGAGAUCCCUUCGCGCGUAUUGUUUCCGCGUAUCGCCGGAAAUUCCUGUCGCCGUCAGCGUACAGCAAGCAAUAUGAAGCCAUCAUAGAGGAAACAUACCGGAAGUGGAACACGGGUGUGCAUUACAACAGAUCAUCGAACAUAAGUUUUCAAGAAUUCGCUUAUUUUGUGGAAGAUGCCCCGGACGACAUCUUUUCAAGUCUCUGGCAGCCGACGUCCAAGCUGGCAAUGCCUUGUGAAAUUAAAUAUAACUUCAUUGGGAAGCUUGAGGAGGGGCCAUCGGAGUUUACCAAUAUGCUCAAAAGCGCUCGGAUACAUUCGCUUGUCAAAUAUGAACCGCAUUCCAAUACACCCAGUCACGAAGGCUCCAUAUACGAUCAUUACUUCUUACAAGUAUGGACCAAUCAAAUUAAACGUCUCUACAAAAAGUAUGAAGAUGACUAUUUAAUGUUCGGUUAUUCACUACCGACAUACAUGCACCCAUGGGUGUUUGGUCGAUUCAAUGUUACGAAACACUGAUUUUGCGUAUAAAUCUUGAAUACAUACUCAUGGAUUUAUCGUGGUAUGUGUUUCAUGUUCUGAAAUAUAACGUUUAUCCUUUCUCUAAAUUAUUUUAUAACGAUGUGUUUAACAUAUCUUUGACAUCAUUUUUAUAUUGUUGUAAUUAGAGCAAUAAUAAUGAUUGAUUACGAUCCCAUAAAGCAAUUUUUAAAGUUGACAAUCAAAAUUAGUAGUGCAACAAAUUUUAUCAUGAUUAUAUAUUUAUCUUUAGUUUUGUGAAAGUUCUAUAUUUCUCAGAUCAGUGAUCCGAAAAAUGAAAAUAUAUAACGUGCUAUAAUUAAUGUAAUUCUAGUCAUAUUAUUUUAAUUUAUCAAUUAUAGGCUAUGCACUUGAAAUUUAUUGUGCAAAUUAUCAAGUUGCUUAAUGUUUGAACUGUAAUCCUAUUCAACCACUGGUAUGUACCAUGACGCAUAUUCUUUUUAUACAACUGUUUUUAUAAGGGGUUGGUUACGAAUUUCACCAUAGUCUAUUAUCGAUUAGUUUGAUAUUAUCUCGUGACCUUUUAUCAUAUUAUCUCGUGACAUUUUAUCAUAUUAUCUCGUGAUAUUUUAUCAUAUUGUUAUUCUGAAAAUCCGUAUGAAAAUAUCAGCCUUAAACUUUAUACCAUGCAAAACGUGGAUCUUUUUUUUUCUCAAUCAGCAAAAUUCAUCUGUUUUGGUAUUUAAAAACUUUUGAUUGCCAGGUUGAAUUUUCAAUCAAACCCUCAUCGUAGAUGGCGUAUUAUAGUUAGUAACAUUCGACGAGUUCCAAUAAUAUCAUCACUUCGUAUAUAUUUAGCAGUUCCUAAAUAUCAAUGUUUUAAUUUUUCGUACUAGUGUAUGCACUGUACCAUGUCUUUUGUAGGGCCGUAUUUGCAAUCAUUAUGUGGACAAUCAAUCUAUAAAUACUUCUCAAUGAUAAACCAACAAUCAUAUCGCACGAUUGAAAAAUAUUUUUAAGUGUGCACAUUUAUUUAUUAGUCUUUACGAUAUCUCAUUUCAUAAUUUGUAUUCCUUUGUCAAUCGUUAUAUGGAAUGGCGAUGCACGCCAUUCUUAUUCUAGUUUUCAUCGAAAUGGUACAGAUAUUUUUCGAGAGUUUGUGCAAUCGUCUCAAUCCAUUUAGCAAAAUGUACAUUCUUCAACAAUAUCUACAAAAAUCCCUUUGUAUGAAUAUCGUAAUUAUUAUGUGUAAUCAUAAUCACGUGUAAUGGACAUUGUAUACGUUCGAAUUUUUCUUAUUUAUAAUUAUCUUAGCCAAGAUCAAAUUAGUCAUUUUGAAUUAACUUCCAUCUAUAGAAUAACUUAUGGAUUACUAAUCUGUUCGAAUCAUGAGUCGUUUCAUAAUAUAAAGUAGAUCAUAAAGUUACGCACAGUUACGAACGACUGGUAUGAUGCCAGACAUAUAUUUCUCUUUUAGGCGGUGGAACUGAACCAAAAAAUAGCUCUAUAUCUAUGGCACACGUUAAUCUCCUGUUUUGAAUCCAUGUGCAUUAUGGAAGUCUUGAUCACUUUAAAAAAACACGCAAGUAUGUUAUGGAUUUUCGGCUUUAAAAUAUGAUGGUCUUUCUAUCUUCAGAAAAAAAACUGGAUUACAUUGGACCAUAUACUGCUUUCAGAUUUGUUUUAGGGGGAAUAAUGUAGAGAGGUUUAUGAAUAUUUAAAAGACGAGCAGAAGAAUUGUGUAUCAUUCUCGUUGGUAUAUGAUCAACAUGUUUUGCACUUAUGGGUAAGAAUGCAGGUUAUGGUCCUGAGCUGGCGCUGUUCAACGUGAAAUGUAGUAUAUUGGAUUAAUUUUUAACCACAAUUGCCAGUAUUCUAAACUCGGGUUUAAUUUAGACUCUGUUCUAAAUACGUAAAUUAGAAAGGUAUGCCUAUCUCUAAUAGACAAGUUCAAUUUGACAGAUCCUUUCAAAAACUCAUUCAUUUAUAAUUGACUGAGAGCAAUGACUGGAAUGGUUAUCUUCAUAAUGAACUACGAGGAAAGAGCCAAUCAAAGACAGGAAACUGAAAUAUGGAAAUGCAAUUUUGAAGUGUUUAGUUUCCCAUAAUUUUAAGAUCAUGUCAUAUCAAACCAUUGCCUAAAUUAAAUCUGACUUCUGAAAAGGGACCAUUUGGGUAUAAAGUUUAAUUGUAUGAUAGUUAUACAGUCAAGCAGGGAUGGCCCCUUUGUGCUUGACUGGGGCGAAAUGACACAAAUGGGGUGUUUUUUUUUUUUUAAUUGAAUAUUUAGGUGUAAUAUUAAUAGACGACUCAUACCUUCGUAUAAUCAAUACUCUUCUAUCUUCUUUCGUACUUUUCCCUCUUAAUAAAAAAAUAAUUGUCUAUUCUUCUCCCGACAUAAUUAAAAAAAAAUCAUCAGGGGAAUCGCCCCUGUCCAAUGUAACACCGCCCAUGUCGUUUAGACACUAUCAGAACAAUAUUAUUUCUGACUCGCGUGAAAUACACUCAUCAGGUGGAAUGUAAUGCUACGGCACAACCGACUACACAAACCGACCGAUAGUACGUCAUUGAAAAUAACGAAACUGUUUUGAUCGGUUUGCAGCCCGUUUGCAGUCGGUUUAAUUGGUGUGAAUGUAACAGGAUAAAUGUCUUUCGGCUGUCGAGAUUAAAACAAUCAGCAUGCAUUUAAUUCCAGGCCAGGCUAUGAUCACCUUUAAUUAAAAUCUUAGCAAUUUUUAUUUUUUGGUCUUCUCUACCACUUGUCUCAGCCCUUUUGAAGAAAUUGCAGAAUAAUACAAGAUUUUGUAAAAUGCAA
Lytechinus pictus (painted urchin) is the source of this 4460-nucleotide messenger RNA. Its product is annotated as carbohydrate sulfotransferase 11-like. Lineage: Eukaryota; Metazoa; Echinodermata; Echinoidea; Temnopleuroida; Toxopneustidae. Gene Ontology annotation, cellular component: membrane. The transcript has 3 exons. The record is from RefSeq and is a predicted model, not a curated record. Gene Ontology annotation, biological process: carbohydrate biosynthetic process. The coding region runs from base 299 to 1684 and encodes 461 amino acids. Gene Ontology annotation, molecular function: sulfotransferase activity.